Molecule: messenger RNA, 2672 nt
Organism: Lactuca sativa (garden lettuce)
Lineage: Eukaryota; Viridiplantae; Streptophyta; Magnoliopsida; Asterales; Asteraceae
Gene: CLC-E
Product: chloride channel E
Biological process (GO): chloride transport; transmembrane transport
Cellular component (GO): chloroplast thylakoid membrane
Molecular function (GO): chloride transmembrane transporter activity
Source: RefSeq, a predicted model, not a curated record
AAUCGUAUCCGUUAAGGCCGAAAGACGUGGUGGUCGUUUGCAGUUUGCAGAGAGUUAGAGUUGUACGAAAAACCAAACAUUCUCUUGCAUUUUGGAUUAUGCGGACUGUAAUUCCAAUUGCUAAUGCUCGUAAUCUUCUUCAUCAAGCGUCGUAUAACAAUCACACUUCAUCAUCACUCUCAUCCCCAGUCUUUCGCCUCGCUGCUGGUAGCCUUCAGCGCAAUGUUCAUCAUGCUUUAUGUUUCCACCCCCGUCCUCUAUCCAUUUUUUGGAUCGUCAGAGCUGACAAACCUCAAAGAAUACAAUCGGCUCGAGCUACUAAGGAUGAUCAAUUGCCAUUGGAGCGUGGAGGUCAGAAAGAUUUGGGUGGAGUGGGGGCGGAAGAAGCUACCCUUUUAGGAGAAAACAGUGGCAUUAUCUCCGCCUGUUUUGUUGGUCUCCUCACUGGCCUCUGUGUUGUUCUCUUCAACAAUGCGGUGCACGAAAUCCGUGAUAUUUGCUGGGACGGAAUCCCAUCUCGAGGUGCUUCAUGGUUAAGAGAGUUGCCACAUGAGAAAAUGUGGAUGCGAAUAAUACUGAUCCCCACUUGUGGAGGAUUAAUCGUUAGCUUGUUGAACAUUUUUCAAACUACCUUUUUAGAUGAAGGAGAUUCAGCAGAUAGGUUAAAAGCUGUUAUGAAACCGAUACUGAAAGGGGUAGCAGCUGCUGUAACACUUGGAACUGGGAAUUCUCUUGGCCCUGAAGGUCCAAGUGUUGAGAUUGGCGCAUCAGUGGCUAAAGGAAUCGGUUCAUUGUUUGAUAGAAAUGCUCAAAGAAAACUUUCUCUUAAAGCUGCAGGAUCAGCUGCUGGAAUUUCAUCUGGGUUCAACGCUGCUGUUGCUGGAUGCUUUUUUGCUGUUGAAUCAGUGUUAUGGCCAUCACCUGCUGAGUCAUCAUUAUCACUCACCAAUACAACAUCAACAGUUAUUCUCAGUGCUGUGAUAGCCUCUGUAGUAUCAGAAAUCGGCCUUGGAUCUGAACCUGCAUUCACUGUUCCAGAUUAUGAUUUCCGUUCAGCAACCGAACUUCCAUUAUACCUUCUAUUAGGUAUCUUCUGUGGGCUUGUAUCUUUAAGCUUUUCUUCAUGCACAUCAUGGAUGAUGAUGACAACAAACAAGAUUCAAAACACCUUCUCCAUACCAAAACCAGUUUUCCCAAUACUUGGUGGCUUUACAGUUGGGCUCAUAGCCUUGUUGUAUCCAGAAAUUCUCUAUUGGGGUUUUGAAAAUGUUGAUACCCUUUUAGAGACUCGACCUUUUGUGAAAGGUCUUUCAGUUGAUCUUUUAUUACAAUUAAUAGCAGUUAAAAUAGUAGCAACAUCUUUUUGUAGAGCAUGUGGAUUAGUAGGAGGAUAUUAUGCUCCAUCUCUUUUCAUUGGUGCAGCUACUGGAAUGGCAUAUGGGAAAAUAUUUGGUUCUUUCAUUCCUCAGUUUAACUCAAUCUUUCAUAUAUCAGGCAUGGAGGUUGCAUCACCACAAGCAUAUGGCCUUGUUGGGAUGGCUGCUACACUUGCAGGGGUGUGUCAAGUGCCACUUACUUCAGUGUUGCUUUUAUUUGAGCUUACACAUGAUUAUCGAAUAGUGUUGCCACUUUUGGGAGCUGUAGGGUUAUCUUCAUGGAUAACAUCAAGGUCUUUAAAGAAAAAGGAUGAUAGUGAAAAUGAUUUUUCAAAAAAGAAAGAAAAUGAAAACCAUAAUAAGUUUGAGACAAAAGAGCUUCUUGUAUCAGAAGCCAUGAGAAGAGAGUAUGUGAGUGUGGUAAUGAGCACCAUGUUAAUGGAAGUAGUGGCUUUGAUGCUUGAAAAUAACCAAUCUUGUGUUCUCAUAGUUGAUGAUGAUAACCUCUUGAUAGGUUUACUCACUCUUGAAAACAUACAAGACUUUUGUAAAUUAUCACAACAAACUAACAAAAUACCUCAGGAACUGAUUGUGUCUGAACUAUGUUCACUGAAGAAUGACAUGUGUAGAUUCCCACAAACUGUAACACCUGAGAUGAGUUUAUACUCAGCUGAAGUGAUUAUGAAUAUGUAUGGUGUAACUCACUUGCCAGUUAUUUCAGAAGACCAGAAAGCCUUCCCAGUUGGAAUCUUAGAUAGAGAAUCUAUCAAUUUAGCUUGCAGGGCUUUGGAAACAAGAGAACACCUUGUCUGGUUUUCCACACUCAACAACACUACAACUUGAUUUAGACAGAGGGGCAUGCCAAUGUGAGGAAACUUGAAGGGGAAAAUGAAAGAUGUUAAUAGAGAAAUCGGUUGGGUGUAGUUUUUUACAACAUUGAAGUUGCCGUGUUUAUCCAAAAGAAAUUGUAAAAAGAAAAAGUUGGGUUGCGAGGACAAUUUAAAGAUAUGCUUAAAAAACUAGAAAUCGAAAAAUAUACAAAGAUUAGAUUAGAAAAGUUAAGAGAUCAAGGGAUAAGGUAUGGCCUUACAGGUAUAUGGGAUUCUUGGUGUAUGUAAUGUGUAUGUGUGUAUAUAGCAUUUGUUAUUGUUUCAAAUGUGGUAAAGGAAUAAGAAUACUCUCAAGUUGUUUUAGAUAAUUAAGCAGAGACAUGAUGGUGAUGUGUUCCAAUAUUUAUUAUGAAAUUUUGAUAAAUAUGAAUUCACAGGUUUUAUAUAUGAAUUAUGAGCUUGAAUA